Molecule: messenger RNA, 1488 nt
Organism: Scaptodrosophila lebanonensis
Lineage: Eukaryota; Metazoa; Arthropoda; Insecta; Diptera; Drosophilidae
Product: transmembrane protein 39A
Exons: 4
Coding region: 75-1403 (442 amino acids)
Cellular component (GO): membrane
Source: RefSeq, a predicted model, not a curated record
UAAGGCAGCCGCACAAAGAUAUUGUUUAUUAAUUUAAAUGAUCCACCCAAACAUUUGUGAUUUAUACAUACACGAUGGUCUAUGAUGAGCGCAGUGAUGGCAGCAGUUCCAGCAGUGACGCCCAGGAAACCUAUAUGCGCAGUUCCAAAAUUACAGCAGGGGCGGCGAACAACGUCAACUCGCCGCCCAGCAUGCCAAAACAUAUUCCUUUUCCAGAUCAAUAUGCAACCACUUCAGAGUGGGUAAGCGAGCUAAUAAUGUGCGCCUUUACGAUGGGCGCAGCCAUUAUACAAUUCAUUAACAUUUAUCGCACAAACUGGUGGUUACCACAAUCCUAUACGCGGCACAUGGUGAACAUGCAACUGAUUGAUCCCUAUCUAAGAUAUCUUAUUUUACUUGUAAAUACGCGUCGCUUACUCUAUUGUGUCCUGCUGCAAGCGCUGGCCAAAUGGAAAUGUGCUGAGCGUCAAAAGCGAAUGUGGCGCCUUUGCAUUAAGUACGCCUUUGGCGGUCUAGUUCAAUUGGCCCUCUGUUUCUGUGUGCUUCGGCUAUAUCAGCAACACACCUAUUUAUUGCUCUUCUAUCUCAGCUAUCCUGUGCUGGUCUAUUUGCUUAUAUUUGGUUUUGAACUGGAGCCAUUUCUCCGCACCAAAUUUGAGCUGCAAGGAGUUUAUAUCAAUGAUAUGCCCGUCCACUGUUGUACUACAAAUGCGGCUCAAAUUCGGGAUGAAAUCGAAACGCUACGCCAUGACUUUAACAAACGCUUUAAGCAACUUAUUUUUACAUCCAUGUUGAAUGGAUAUUAUAGUGGCCUGGUGCCAUGCUUUUUGGCUUUAAGCGUGCACUACAAUGUACUGCGAGCAGCACAACAUUGUGUGGCCGUUUGUCUCUGCGCCUUCAGCUUGUGUGCGGUAUUCCUAUAUCCUGCUAAAUAUAGUGAUACUUUGCAUCGGGCAACCCUGCACUUGGGACACUGGCAGCGUUUAGAUCGCGAUCCACCUACACGUGUAGAGGGUGCAGCGCAGUUGAUUACUGCGGCCAAUGCUUUGACUUGGUCUAAAUAUGCCGUCUAUGGAGCAAAUACGGUGGUGAAGCAUAAUGGCGGAAUUUAUCGCAGUCAGGGUCUGGUUACCGUCGCUACGCCCGGUAAUAGCAGUCACGUGCGUUUCUAUAAGCUCUUCCACAAUCCCACUAUCAUAUACUCUACGCUUGCCACCCUGCAGGCUGCCGUUUUGCUGGUGGAGAUUGCCUCGCUAAGCUCAGCAAAGAUUGAAUGGCACUUUGUGCUCUCAAUCAGUUUUGUAGCCUUCACUAGUCUAGGCGCCUUCUUCAAGCUUGUGCGCGAUUAUCUCAUUACAAAGCAUCUUUACAAGGCGGAGUGUGCGACUAGCGAUCGAAUAUAGAUUUAGACUACAGACAAUUAUAAUUUGGUUAGAUUCUUUAAGCGUACAGCAACAUAUAACAAUAUAAAACAUAAGUAAAAAGCAA